Messenger RNA from Theobroma umbraticum, 1725 nucleotides. RefSeq names its product disease resistance protein RPS2-like. Lineage: Eukaryota; Viridiplantae; Streptophyta; Magnoliopsida; Malvales; Malvaceae. The record is from RefSeq and is a predicted model, not a curated record. Gene Ontology annotation, molecular function: protein binding.
AUGAGCAUUGUGACAAUAGCCGGAAGCAUGAAGGGGGUAGAUGAUAUUUGUGAGUGGAGGAAUGCACCAAUUGAAUUAGAUGAACGGGUGAAAAGUUUGAAAGUAUCGGAUAUCGAAAUAUUCGAGCAUUUGAAGUUUAGUUAUGAUAGGUUGGGAGAUCUAAAUGUCCAAAAUUGUUUCUUGUAUUGCUCCUUGUAUCCUGAAGAUUUUGUGAUUGAAAGGGUUCAAUUGAUUGAAAAUUGGAUAGAUGAAGGACUCCUUGACAGAUUAGGGACUAGAGAAGCACUGCAUAACAGGGGCCAUAGCAUUUUAAAUAAGCUUGAAAAUAAUUUCUUGUUAGAGAGGGGUACAACUUAUGACUGGAAGAAAGGUGAUGUUUUGAGGGACAUGGCAUUGUAUAUUAAAGGUGAUCAAUUCAUGGUAAAAGCUGGUGUGCAAUUGGAGGAAUUGCCAAGCGAGCAGGAAUGGACAGAGAGUGUUGAGAAGGUUUCCUUCAUGCAAAAAUCGAUCCGAAAUCCAAGGCAAGAGUCAAUAUUAGGAAUUCCUCCUCACAUCUCCCCUAAAUGCCCUCAUUUGUCAACCUUGCUAUUGCAAAAUUGUGGCUUAAGAAGGAUUCCAGAAGUUUUCUUUAAGCACAUGUAUGGGCUAAAAGUUCUAAAUCUUUCCCGUAAUUAUGAGAUUGCCGAUCUACCCAAUUCCAUCUCUAACUUGAAAAGUCUCCAUGUAUUGAUACUUGCUCAUUGUAGGCUGUUAAAAUAUGUUCCUUCCUUAGCAGAGCUCAAAGCAUUGAGAAAGUUGGACAUUUCGCAUACAGUUAUUGAAGAGGUUCCUCAUGGUAUAGAAAUGUUAGAGAACCUCAGAUAUCUUGAUCUAAGGUCAGUGAAACUAAAUGAGCUACCAGUAGGAGUAUUACCAAUGAUGUCUCAAAUCCAAUGCUUAAUAGGAGAUUGGUACCAUCUAAGGGGAGAAGAAGUAGGCAAACUGAGGAAGCUUGAGUCCGUUUCAUGUACACUUUGUGACAUGCAAGACUUUAAGAAAUAUGGAAAGUCGGUACAAGGUAAAUGGCCUACAAAUUUCAUUUUCGAAGUUGGAUGGUUUAGACAGUUUCAUAAUGAAACAGAGGUUGUAAAUUUCACGGAAGUUAGAAAAGAGGUAAGGUUGGGGAAACGCAAGACCGAGAGGUUGGAUGAUAUAGUGCUCCCAAAUGACUUUCAUACUAUACGUAUUGAGGAUUUUAAUGAUUUGAAAUGUUUAGGCCAUAUUCCUUUGUUUCGUAAGGCAAUGGACUUGAAGUGUUGUUUUAUUAGGAAAUGUGAAGGGAUAGAAUGUGUGGUUGACUUGUCGUUAUCGUCUUGCGACGCACUCCACAACAUUGAGGUGUUAAAUCUUGAUGAAUUGCCAAACUUGCGUGAAGUUGUGAGAGUAGGAGGGAGUAGCAGUCAUGCUCCAACACCACCUGCCAUCUUCUCUUCUCUUAAACAAUUCCAUAUGCGUUUUUGUUCGAGGGUGAAGAAGUUGUUUCCAGUUGAGCUGUUGCAAGGCCUCCAAAACUUAGAGACAAUUACUGUUUACAUAUGUGAAGAAAUGGAGGAAAUAAUAAUAGCAUCAGAAGAAAAUCACAAAGGAGAAGGAACAACAUUUAUUCUUCCCAAAUUAAAAGAAUUGCAAUUGUAUUCCCUACCAAAAUUUAUUCUUCUCAUGAACUCACCUCUAAAAGUUCAUUGA